This is a messenger RNA of Aegilops tauschii subsp. strangulata, 1535 nucleotides long. Its product is annotated as probable magnesium transporter NIPA2. The record is from RefSeq and is a predicted model, not a curated record. Gene Ontology annotation, biological process: magnesium ion transport. Lineage: Eukaryota; Viridiplantae; Streptophyta; Magnoliopsida; Poales; Poaceae. Gene Ontology annotation, molecular function: magnesium ion transmembrane transporter activity. Gene Ontology annotation, cellular component: membrane.
GGCUGCGGGAGCCGUUCCAGCGAACGUGGAGGAGCCGCCCGACGCCCGACGGUUCUUCGACUCCUCCCUCCCCACGCUGCUCUUCCUCUCCGCCAACUCCCCACACCACACCACGCCACACCAAAUCCCCAGUCUUAAAUCAGUUGCGCCCAUCGUCAGCGGCGCCGGCGACUGGACACGGCAACUCCCGGCCGCCACCUUCCGCCGAAUCAUCUCCCGUCGCGGGGUCCGGCGGCGGCGGCGGCGGCUCCGCACGGGCUCGGAUCGGUUUCACCUUUUCUCGGAUACGUGUUUAUUUUGUAAUUGAUUGCCAGUAGAUUGCCAAACAUGGUGAUGUCUCUAGACAAUUUAAGGGGCUUUGCAUUAGCCACAUCAUCAAGUGCUUUUAUCGGAUCUAGCUUUGUGAUCAAGAAAAUUGGCCUGAAGAAAGCUGGGGACGUUGGGGUAAGAGCAGGUUCUGGAGGCUACUCAUACUUGUAUGAACCGUUAUGGUGGAUAGGAAUGGUAACUAUGAUUCUGGGUGAGGUGGCCAAUUUUGCAGCAUAUGCAUUUGCGCCAGCAAUACUUGUUACUCCUCUGGGAGCAUUGAGCAUCAUAUUUAGCGCAGUGCUAGCACACUUCAUUUUGAAUGAGAGGUUGCAUAUGUUUGGCGUGGUUGGUUGUGCAUUAUGUGUUGUUGGUUCAAUUGAUAUAGUUUUGCAUGCCCCGAUGGAAAGAAAGAUUGAUUCAGUUAGCGAAAUAUGGCAACUCGCAACUGAACCAGGUUUCAUAGUAUAUUCUUGCUUGGCUGUAGCUCUUGCACUUGUUUUAAUGUUCUGGGUUGUUCACCAUACCGAGCAAAGGAAAAUGCUCGCAUAUGUUGCAAUAUGUUCACUUUUCGGGUCUCUUACGGUUAUCAGUGUUAAAGCAGUGGCCAUUGCCUUAAAGCUCUCAUUUAACGGAGUGAACCAAUUUGUCUACAUCCAAACGUGGUUCUUUAUUUCUGUUGUGAUUAUAUGCUGUUUAGUGCAGCUGAAUUAUUUAAACAAGGCCUUGGAUUCAUUCAAUACAGCUGUGGUCGCACCUGUAUAUUAUGUGAUGUUCACCACUCUUACUAUUCUUGCGAACAUGAUCAUGUACAAGGACUGGGACUCUCAGAAUGCAACACAGAUAGCAAGUGAGGUGUGUGGGUUCGUGACGAUUGUUGCGGGGACAUUUCUUCUGCACAAGACCAGAGAUAUGGGGAACACACAACCUGACUCAGAUUCUCUGAGAGCGGACUGUGAACUCCAGGAGCAUAGCUAGUCACACUCUCCUGUUGAAUAUCUAACAUAUCAAAACACAUACUCUUGUUGAACAUCUAACAUAGAGAUCUCCCUAACAUAUACCGGAACUUUUGGAAUCUCAGUCACAUGCAUCAAUUGCAGCUUCACUUAUAGGAUUAUUUGCUCUAAUGAUACUGGUUUAGCACAUUGACAAUUAAGGAUCUACAUAUAUGUGUUUUUAUAAGCUUUAUAGGAAUCGUUGCUGUAAUGUUAAGUUGUUAAUUAUGCCAA